AUUUUUGUAUUUUUAGUACAGAUGAGGUUUCACCAUCUUGGCCAGGCUGGUCUUGAACUCCUGACCUCAAGUGAUCCACCCACCUCGGCCUCCCAAAGUGCUGGGAUUACAGGCGUGAGCCAUCGUGCCCAGCCUAUUUUUUGGCUUUUUAAAAGUCAAGGUUAUUCAAGUGCCACUCUUCGUAUGCUUGGAAGUUUGUUGUCCUCACCUUUAACUAUGUUUUGCUUAAUAAAGUGAAAAAUUAAAAAAAAAGAAGUCAAGGUUAUUAAGAUAUAAUUUACACACAGUGAAAUGUGCCCUUUUGAGGCGUAUAGUAUGCACAGUGUAUGGGUGUAUAAUGUGGCUUGAUGACUUUGACAAAUACACAGCUGUGUACAGUCAAGAUAGGGAUUUUCCAUCACCCCUAAAGUUCUCCCUGUCCCUUUGUACUCAGUUCCCUUCCCCUCUCCCAGCCCCUAUUAACCACUGAUCUGAUUUCUGACUCUGUAGUUUUGUCUUUCCCAGAAUGUCAUACAAAUGGAAUUAAACAGUGUGCAGUCUUCUUUGUCUGGCUUCUUUCACUUACAUACUGCUUUUAAGAUUCAUCCGGCCAGGUGCGGUGGCUCACGCCUGUAAUCCCAGCAUUUUGGGAGGCCAAGCCAGGUGGAUCAUUUGAGGUCAGGAGUUCAAGACCAGCCAGGCCAUCAUGGUGAAAUCCUGUCUCUACUAAAAAUACAAAAAUUAGCUGUGCAUGGUGGUACACACCUGUAAUCCCAGCUACUCAGGGAGGCAGGAGAAUUGCUUGAACCCAGGAAGCAGAGGUUGCAGUGAGCUGAGAUCACGCCACUGCACUCCAGCCUGGGUGACAGAGCGAGACUCCGUCUCAAAAAAAAAAAAAAAAAAUUCAUCCAUGUUGCCACAUGUCUCAGUGGUUUCAUUCCUUAGGAUUACUGAGUUGUGUUCUAUUAUUGUAGGGAUGGACUGCAGUUUGUUCAUUAGUUCCCCUGCUUCUUUGAGCUAAGUUUCAAAGGACAGUAGAUUUAAAUAGUCAGGAGAGAGGGGAAAUGGGAUAAUUGGAGGUAAACUGGCAUAAGGCAGAAUAGAAUGAGUCACUGAGGUGUAUCCUGCAUCUGGGAAGAAUCAGUAAAUCAGAGAAGACGACUCCUGGAUAUGAGGCUUCAUCUGCAUUUUUAUUAUAAAUGAAUCCAGCUCAAGCCUUAUCUCCUCCUUCAUACUUCAACCUGCAGUAAUUUCUCCCUACUCUGAAUUUCUAUUCAUCUGUCCAUUCUUCACCCAUCUAUUCAUCCGUCCAUCCAUCCAUCAUUGAUCCACCCAUUCUUUCAUCAUCUAUUUAUUUUAUUUGUCCUUCAUUUAACGACCUUUGUUUCAGGUCUCCAACAUCCCAGGCACUGACUCACGAACAGGUUAAACAAGUUAAAAAUCAUAAUCCCUUUCCCCAAGAAGUUCUUAGGAAUCUACUGGAGGAAACAGCAAGAAAGGUGAAGGACCUGUUCGUUCUUCUUUGGGCUAUAAGAAGGCAGAGGAUGAGAUGUCCCGGGCCACGUCUGUUGGAGACCAGCUGGAGGCACCCGCCCGCACCAUUUACCUCAACCAACCGCAUCUCAACAAAUUCCGCGACAACCAGAUCAGUACGGCCAAGUACAGCGUGUUGACAUUUCUACCUCGAUUCUUGUAUGAGCAGAUUAGAAGAGCUGCUAAUGCCUUCUUUCUCUUCAUUGCCUUAUUACAGCAAAUUCCAGAUGUAUCUCCAACAGGAAGAUAUACCACCCUGGUGCCAUUGAUCAUUAUUUUAACAAUUGCAGGCAUCAAAGAGAUUGUAGAAGAUUUUAAGCGACACAAGGCAGACAAUGCAGUUAACAAAAAGAAAACAAUAGUGUUACGAAAUGGUAUGUGGCAUACCAUUAUGUGGAAAGAGGUGGCAGUGGGAGACAUUGUGAAGGUCGUCAAUGGGCAGUAUCUUCCAGCAGAUGUGGUCCUGCUGUCCUCCAGUGAACCUCAGGCAAUGUGUUAUGUUGAAACAGCUAAUCUGGAUGGGGAGACGAACCUUAAAAUACGUCAGGGUUUGAGUCACACUGCUGACAUGCAAACACGUGAAGUUCUGAUGAAGUUAUCUGGAACUAUAGAGUGUGAAGGGCCCAACCGCCACCUCUAUGACUUCACUGGAAACUUGAACUUAGAUGGGAAAAGCCUUGUUGCCCUUGGGCCUGACCAGAUCUUAUUAAGAGGUACACAGCUUAGAAAUACUCAGUGGGUCUUUGGCAUAGUUGUUUAUACUGGACAUGACACCAAACUCAUGCAGAAUUCAACCAAAGCGCCUCUCAAGAGAUCAAACGUUGAGAAGGUGACUAACGUGCAGAUCCUGGUGUUGUUUGGCAUCCUCUUGGUCAUGGCCUUGGUGAGCUCGGCGGGGGCCCUGUACUGGAACAGGUCUCACGGCGAAAAGAACUGGUACAUCAAGAAGAUGGACACCACCUCAGAUAAUUUUGGAUACAACCUGCUGACGUUCAUCAUCUUAUACAACAAUCUUAUUCCCAUCAGUCUGCUGGUGACUCUUGAGGUUGUGAAGUAUACCCAAGCCCUUUUCAUAAACUGGGACACAGAUAUGUAUUACAUAGGAAAUGACACUCCUGCCAUGGCCAGGACAUCAAACCUUAAUGAAGAGCUUGGGCAGGUGAAAUAUCUCUUUUCUGACAAGACUGGAACGCUUACAUGCAAUAUCAUGAACUUUAAGAAGUGCAGCAUUGCCGGAGUAACCUAUGGUCACUUCCCAGAAUUGGCAAGAGAGCCAUCUUCAGAUGACUUUUGUCGGAUGCCUCCUCCCUGUAGUGAUUCUUGUGACUUUGAUGAUCCCAGGCUGUUGAAGAACAUUGAGGAUCGCCAUCCCACAGCCCCUUGCAUUCAGGAGUUCCUCACCCUUCUGGCCGUGUGCCACACGGUUGUUCCUGAGAAGGAUGGAGAUAACAUCAUCUACCAGGCCUCCUCCCCAGAUGAAGCUGCUUUGGUGAAGGGAGCUAAAAAGCUGGGCUUUGUCUUCACAGCCAGAACACCAUUCUCAGUCAUCAUAGAAGCGAUGGGACAGGAACAAACAUUUGGAAUCCUUAAUGUCCUGGAAUUUUCUAGUGACAGAAAAAGAAUGUCUGUAAUUGUUCGAACUCCUUCAGGACGACUUCGGCUCUACUGUAAAGGGGCUGAUAAUGUGAUUUUUGAGAGACUUUCAAAAGACUCAAAAUAUAUGGAGGAAACAUUAUGCCAUCUGGAAUACUUUGCCACGGAAGGCUUGCGGACUCUCUGUGUGGCUUAUGCUGAUCUCUCUGAGAAUGAGUAUGAGGAGUGGCUGAAAGUCUAUCAGGAAGCCAGCACCAUAUUGAAGGACAGAGCUCAACGGUUGGAAGAGUGUUACGAGAUCAUUGAGAAGAAUUUGCUGCUACUUGGAGCCACAGCCAUAGAAGAUCGUCUUCAAGCAGGAGUUCCAGAAACCAUCGCAACUCUGUUGAAGGCAGAAAUUAAAAUAUGGGUGUUGACAGGAGACAAACAAGAAACUGCGAUUAAUAUAGGGUAUUCCUGCCGAUUGGUAUCGCAGAAUAUGGCCCUUAUCCUAUUGAAGGAGGACUCUUUGGAUGCCACAAGGGCAGCCAUUACUCAGCACUGCACUGACCUUGGGAAUUUGCUGGGCAAGGAAAAUGAUGUGGCCCUCAUCAUUGAUGGCCACACCCUGAAGUACGCGCUCUCCUUCGAAGUCCGGAGGAGUUUCCUGGAUUUGGCACUCUCAUGCAAAGCGGUCAUAUGCUGCAGAGUGUCUCCUCUGCAGAAGUCUGAGAUAGUGGAUGUGGUGAAGAAGCGGGUGAAGGCCAUCACCCUUGCCAUCGGAGAUGGCGCCAACGAUGUCGGGAUGAUCCAGACAGCCCACGUGGGUGUGGGAAUCAGUGGGAAUGAAGGCAUGCAGGCCACCAACAACUCGGAUUACGCCAUCGCACAGUUUUCCUACUUAGAGAAGCUUCUGUUGGUUCAUGGAGCCUGGAGCUACAACCGGGUGACCAAGUGCAUCUUGUACUGCUUCUAUAAGAACGUGGUCCUGUAUAUUAUUGAGCUUUGGUUCGCCUUUGUUAAUGGAUUUUCUGGGCAGAUUUUAUUUGAACGUUGGUGCAUCGGCCUGUACAACGUGAUUUUCACUGCUUUGCCGCCCUUCACUCUGGGAAUCUUCGAGAGGUCUUGCACUCAGGAGAGCAUGCUCAGGUUUCCCCAGCUCUACAAAAUCACCCAGAACGGCGAAGGCUUCAACACAAAGGUUUUCUGGGGUCACUGCAUCAACGCCUUGGUCCACUCCCUCAUCCUCUUCUGGUUUCCCAUGAAAGCUCUGGAGCAUGAUACUGUGUUGACAAGUGGUCAUGCUACCGACUAUUUAUUUGUUGGAAAUAUUGUUUACACAUAUGUUGUUGUUACUGUUUGCCUGAAAGCUGGUUUGGAGACCACAGCUUGGACUAAAUUCAGUCAUCUGGCUGUCUGGGGAAGCAUGCUGACCUGGCUGGUGUUUUUUGGCAUCUACUCGACCAUCUGGCCCACCAUUCCCAUUGCUCCAGAUAUGAGAGGACAGGCAACUAUGGUCCUGAGCUCCGCACACUUCUGGUUGGGAUUAUUUCUGGUUCCUACUGCCUGUUUGAUUGAAGAUGUGGCAUGGAGAGCAGCCAAGCACACCUGCAAAAAGACAUUGCUGGAGGAGGUGCAAGAGCUGGAAACCAAGUCUCGAGUCCUGGGAAAAGCGGUGCUGCGAGAUAGCAAUGGAAAGAGGCUGAACGAGCGCGACCGCCUGAUCAAGAGGCUGGGCCGGAAGACGCCCCCGACGCUGUUCCGGGGCAGCUCCCUGCAGCAGGGCGUCCCGCAUGGGUAUGCUUUUUCUCAAGAAGAACACGGAGCUGUUAGUCAGGAAGAAGUCAUCCGUGCUUAUGACACCACCAAAAAGAAAUCCAGGAAGAAAUAAGACAUGAAUUUUCCUGACUGAUCUUAGGAAAGAUAUUCAGUUUGUUGCACCCAGUGUUAACACCUCUUUGUCAGAAAAGACUGGCAUCAGCAGCCAAAACACCAGGAAACACAUUUCUGUGGCCUUAGCCAAGCAGUUUGUUAGUUACAUAUUCCCUCGCAAACCUGGAGUGCAGACCGCAGGGGAAGCUAUCUUUGCCCUCCCAACUCGUCUGCAGUGCUUAGCCUAACUUUUGUUUACGUCAUUAUGAAGCAUUCAACUGUGCUCUGUGAGGUGUGAAAUUAAAAACAUUAUGUUUCACCAA
This is a messenger RNA of Pongo pygmaeus (Bornean orangutan), 5279 nucleotides long. RefSeq names its product phospholipid-transporting ATPase IB. Gene Ontology annotation, biological process: phospholipid translocation; neuron development. Lineage: Eukaryota; Metazoa; Chordata; Mammalia; Primates; Hominidae. The coding region runs from base 1529 to 4975 and encodes 1148 amino acids. Gene Ontology annotation, molecular function: ATP binding; ATP hydrolysis activity; magnesium ion binding. The record is from RefSeq and is a predicted model, not a curated record. Gene Ontology annotation, cellular component: plasma membrane; trans-Golgi network. The transcript has 37 exons.